AUGCUUCGCAAGGUCAUAGAAUUAAGCAGUGGUUGGAGGUACCGGGCAGUGGAUGAGUCGUCUUCAUCACCACCAACCGCCACGAGCAUUUGGCGGACGUGUCGCUCGCUUCCUACUGAGAUCCAUUUAGACCUUCUCAAUGACAACCUCAUACCAGACCCGUUCAUCGGAAAGAAUGAAGAAGCCCUGCAAUGGGUCGGAGAGACAAAAUGGGAGUACGAGACUAACCUCACCGUCCCUGCUGACGCGUUGGUACCUGAAUCGCGUACGGUCCUCGUGAUGGAAGGUCUCGACACAUUUGCCACGGUUACGCUGAAUGGAAAACCCAUAUUGCAAUCCGCCAAUGCUUUCAUGACGCACAGAGUAGGGCUCACGCGCGACAUGUUCGAGACGAACGAGGGUAGUAACCUCCCGAGCAGCUGUAACGAUCAUGAUGAAUCCUCCGUCACAGGCAUUCUUCGUAUCGUUUUCGCCAAUGCGGAACAAUGUGGCCUCGAGAUAGUGAAACAGCAUGCUGAGCACGGUUGGUUCUCCCUGGGCAGCAGUAUUACGCGUCUGGCCACCAGAAAGCCGCAAUAUCAUUACGGCUGGGACUGGGGUCCAAAAAUCAUGACCUGUGGGCCUUGGAGGCCAAUUUAUGUCGAAUACUAUACGUCCCGCAUUGCGGAUGUUGCAAUAAGCUCAUCGCUGAGUGCAGAUCUUCAAGAGGCCAUUGUGGAAGUGUCAGUUGAGGUUGAUGGGCUGGCCGAGCAUUUUGUGAUGGACCUUCUGUUGCAUGGGAACGUGGUUCACCACGAAGUUGUCCCUGUUCGAGAACGAAUUGGACGAAUUCAGAUGAAGCUUGCGACUCCUCAGCUAUGGUGGCCCCAUAGUCUGGGACCUGCGACAAUGUACUCUGUUCAGUUGUCUUUGUAUGCCACCCAAGAUGCCGAAUUUCUGAUUGUCGAUCAGACGGAAAAGUCAUUCGGUAUUCGAAAGGUAGAGCUGGUACAACGUGGGCUCGAGGAUCAGGACGGGGACUCGUUCUUCUUCAAGGUCAACAACAUCCCAAUUUUUGCUGCGGGGUCGUGCUGGAUCCCAGCCGACUCGUUUCUCUCCCGUAUCAGUCCCCGUCGUUAUCAAGACUGGAUCCAACUGGCGCGGGACUGUAACCAAAACAUGAUUCGAGUUUGGGGAGGCGGCAUCUACGAAAACCCUGCCUUUUACGAAGCAUGUGAUCGGCAGGGGAUGCUCGUUUGGCAAGACUUUAUGUUCGCGUGCGGCAGCUAUCCUGUCCAUGAGGAAUUUCGUCGGCAGAUUGUUGCUGAGGCAGAGCAGAAUGUCCGCCGCCUAAGACACCACCCGUGUCUGGUGCUCUGGUGUGGCAAUAACGAAGACUACGUUAUCUACCCUCUCCGGGGCAUUCAGUACGAUGCAACUGAAACGAGCCCCGAAGCGAUGUUCAAGUCGAUACUUCCCGCCCGCUACUUCUACGAGCAUGUCUUGCCCACGAUCUGUGCAGACCUGAACCCGGGCACCCCUUAUUGGCCCGGUUCCCCAUUUGGAGGAGCCAUGGUCAACUCUCCUCUUGAAGGCGACAUCCACCAGUGGCAUGUCUGGCAUUUUGAAAUGUUCCCCUAUCAAGACUUCUCUCGCCUGAGUGGUAGGUUUGUAAGCGAAUUUGGCAUGCAAGCUCUUCCGUGUUUGGAAACCGCCAAAGAAUUCUUUCCAGUAGAAGGCCCUUGUACUGCAUCUGAGACCGAUGUACUGGAUAAUCAAUUCUUGAAGUGGCACAACAAAAUGGCAGAUGGCCACGACAGACUACGUCAUUACGGACGAGCAAACAUCAGCUUUGGAACGUCCGCGCUGGACGAUGUCAUAUACAACACUCAGUUGAUCCAGGCGGAAGCCGUAGCAACAGCAUACCGAUCCUGGCGACGCCUGUGGCAAGGGCCAGGCAAAGAGUACUGCUCAGGGGCAUUGGUUUGGCAGCUUAACGACUGUUGGCCUGUCACUUCGUGGGCAAUCGUGGACUACCACCUUCGGCCGAAAAUGGCAUACUGGGCCAUGAAACGUGAAUGUGCAUUCGUAACGGGCGGCUUGAGCAGAAUCACCAAGAACGGGGGUGCACUGGCUCUCGACUAUUGGGCAGUGAACAUGACCCAGAACGAGGUCAAAGCCAGUGUUACAAUCCGAGCGUGGCUAGUAGGGACUGGAGAGCAAGUUCUCGAACAACAGCUUCAUGAUAGUGUUAGUCUUCAACCGAAUCGAAGCGUGGACCUUGGAAUCCUCGGUGUUGACGACUUAAAGCUACCGACCAUUCAGCAGUAUCGAGACAUUGUAUUUGCACUCGUCGUCGAGCUGACUGAAACAGAAGAGAAUUUACCCAAGACGGUGCAAGCAGUCAACUUCCACGAUCCCCUUCGUGAGGUGCCUUUCCCGAGCUACAAUGCCAAGGUUGACGUAGCCAUAUCGCAAUCCGCUGCGGGAAUAUCCGUGCGGGCAAGGGCUACAGUCCCAAUGAAAGGUCUCUUAUUUGAAGUGGAUGGAGAUCCGAAUGCGAAGUGGGAUGAUAAUGGCAUUGACCUGAUACCGGGACAGAUAGCCGAGUUGAGAUAUUUGGGUCAAGGUCUCAGACCAGGCCAGGAGAGUAGGCUUCGAGCACGAUGGUUGGGAGGCUCCCUGGAUCAGUUGUCCCAUCUGAGACCGUCUUUGUGA
Molecule: messenger RNA, 2697 nt
Organism: Exophiala spinifera
Lineage: Eukaryota; Fungi; Ascomycota; Eurotiomycetes; Chaetothyriales; Herpotrichiellaceae
Exons: 1
Coding region: 1-2697 (898 amino acids)
Biological process (GO): carbohydrate metabolic process; glycoprotein catabolic process
Molecular function (GO): beta-mannosidase activity
Source: RefSeq, a predicted model, not a curated record